GCCAUGCACAGGCGUCCCUGGUGCGGGGGGCUGCGGUGCUGGAGCCAAACAGGUGGGCACAGGAGACGGUGCCAUGCGGGGUGACAGGGGUAGCUGAGUGUCCCCAGUGCAGGGGACAGUGCCACGCGGGGUUACAGGGGUGCCUGGGUGUCCCUAGGACAGURGGCAGCACUUUGAGGGGUGGCAGGGGUACCUGGGUGUCCCCAGUGCUGUGCGGGGUGACAUCAGUGCCCAGGUGUUCCCAGGGGAAGGUGCCAGGCAGAGUGACAGUGCUGUACUUGGAACUCCCGGCUGCARGGGACAAACAGUGCCACAGUCAGGUGUUCGCAGCGCAGGUGACAGCGCUGUGCAAGGUGACAGUGCUGCCAGUGCCGUGACUGGGGGUCCCCAGUGCGGGGGAUAGUGUGGUGCCAAGUGACAGAUGUGUCAAGUGCUGCACCCAGGUGUCCCGCAGUGCAGGGGACAGUGCUGCGCCCGWGGGUUCCCGGUGCAGGGUCGCUGCUGUGCUGGGUGGCAGGGUCCCCGGUGCCCCCGGUGCAGGUACCGGUGCAGGUACCGGUCCCCGCGGUCCGUCAGGCAGCCCCGGUGCGGGGGUCCCCGCCGAGCCCGGGCUCCCCGGCGGCGGCGCGGGGCCGGGGCCGCCGGCGGAAAGUGUGUCACUGGGGCACGAGGCUGUCCCCGGGAAUCACAUGGGGGAGGCGGCGGCGCCGCGUGCGGCCCAGUGCGCAGCCGCGGCCGGUGCGGGGGGCGGCGGGGCGGGCGGCGGGCGCACAACAGCCCUCACCGGGCGGCGGCACAGCACGGCUCGGCGCGGCUCCGCUCUGGGAGGCUCACGGGGCCAAGACAGGAUGGCGGCCCCCGAGGCCGGCAGCACAGGUCAGUGCCCCGCCGGAGCCCCCCACCCCCGGGACAACCGUGCGGGCACCGGCACCGGUCCCCAACACCGGAGCGGAUUGGGGGGCAGCGCCCCGGGACCGCGGCGAGGGGCUGCGCGCUGAGACAGCGAGUUGGAGGGGUCCGGACACCGGGACCGAGGGGUCCCGCACGCCCGACCGGGCAGGAUGCGCACGGGGACCGCGUCCCGGAACGGGGCUCCGUCCUACCGGGACCGGGGGGUCCUGCAGAGCGGGGUGGGGUGAUCAGCUACGUGGGCUCCAACGGCGCCUCUCCCACCCGCACCAGCCCCGUGUCCCUGUGCAGCGACAGCUCCAACRGCAGCUCCCAGUCGGGCUCCCAGCCUUUCCCCACGUACUUCCCACCGUCGCCCACCGGCUCCCUCCAGGAUUCCCGCGCCUACAACGGAGCCACGCUGGCCCCCCAUGAGGACGGCUCCCCUUCCUCCUCCUCCUCAUCCUCCUCCACCACCACCUCCUCCCCGUACGGCUCCUCGGUGAACUUCCCCGGGGUGCAGCCGGUCCCUGCGGACGAGCGGCGCCGCAGCUCGCCGAGCAAAUCCGGCAGCACCGUCACGAAGCUCAACGGGAUGGUGCUGCUCUGCAAGGUCUGCGGGGACGUCGCCUCCGGCUUCCACUACGGCGUCCACGCCUGCGAGGGCUGCAAGGGCUUCUUCCGCCGCAGCAUCCAGCAGAACAUUCAGUACAAGAAGUGCCUCAAGAAUGAGAACUGCUCUAUCGUCCGCAUCAACCGCAACCGCUGCCAGCAGUGCCGCUUCAAGAAGUGCCUGCUGGUCGGCAUGUCCCGCGACGCCGUGCGCUUUGGGCGCAUCCCCAAGCGGGAGAAGCAGCGGAUGCUGGCGGAGAUGCAGAGCGCCAUGGGCGGCAUGGCCAGCGCCCCACCGCCGAUGCCGGGCCCCGGCGAGGGUCCCGCCGCGGGCGGGGGCCGUGCGCCGCCCCCCGGCCCCCCGCCACUCGCCCCGCCCGCCUGCUUCUCCCAGUUCCCGCAGCAGCUGACGCCCCCUCGCUCGCCCAGCCCCGGCGGGGCCACCGAGGAUGUCAUCGCGCAGGUGGCCAAAGCCCACAAGGAGAUCUUCAUCUACGCGCACGACAAGCUGGGACCCCCUCCCGCCUGCGACAGUGGUCUGCUGCGCUGGGACGCGCCCCCCGCCUGGGCCCCCGGCCCCCCCGAGCCCCGGCUCUGCCCCGCCGCCUACCCCGAGCCCCCGGCCCCGCGGGGGUGCCCCUGGCCCCGCGGCCCCAAGGACAUCCUGCCGGCGUGCCCCAUGAACAGCCACGUGCCCGGCCGCAGCGGGCGCUCCGUGCAGGAGAUCUGGGAGGAUUUCUCCCUCAGCUUCACCCCCGCCGUCCGCGAGGUCGUCGAGUUCGCCAAGCACAUUCCCGGCUUCCAGGCGCUCUCCCAGCACGACCAGGUCACCCUGCUCAAGGCUGGCACUUUUGAGGUAGGUCCCAGAAUGGYGAGAGCUCGAUGGAGGGCUUGAUACCCCAUGGCAUCACACGGUGCUCCAU
This is a messenger RNA of Malurus melanocephalus (red-backed fairy wren), 2423 nucleotides long. RefSeq names its product nuclear receptor subfamily 1 group D member 1 (gene NR1D1). The coding region runs from base 422 to 2395 and encodes 657 amino acids. Gene Ontology annotation, biological process: negative regulation of transcription by RNA polymerase II; hormone-mediated signaling pathway; positive regulation of transcription by RNA polymerase II. The record is from RefSeq and is a predicted model, not a curated record. Gene Ontology annotation, molecular function: zinc ion binding; RNA polymerase II cis-regulatory region sequence-specific DNA binding; nuclear receptor activity. The transcript is spliced from 6 exons. Lineage: Eukaryota; Metazoa; Chordata; Aves; Passeriformes; Maluridae.